Molecule: messenger RNA, 6629 nt
Organism: Megalops cyprinoides (Indo-Pacific tarpon)
Lineage: Eukaryota; Metazoa; Chordata; Actinopteri; Elopiformes; Megalopidae
Gene: slc6a17
Product: solute carrier family 6 member 17
Exons: 12
Coding region: 568-2766 (732 amino acids)
Biological process (GO): proline transport; glycine transport; alanine transport
Cellular component (GO): plasma membrane; synaptic vesicle
Source: RefSeq, a predicted model, not a curated record
AGCAGUUCAGCAACUUCGUGAAAAUUAUAACUGUGACGGAACGAUUCUUUUGUAAAGACAUUUUCUUUUGGUAAAUACAUAGAGUCCGAACCGGACGGAGACAACUGUGCACCUCAUUCACAAAAUUAUUGACUUUUUCCGAUGCUGAACGAUAGUUUGCAACAAGGUGGUAUUAUUCGCUAUUAACUUGGCAGUGGGGUCCGCUGAGGCACUGCGUCAGACUUUACGCUCGACACCCUGCAUGCCAAUUUCAUCCAAGGCGGUAGCUCUGUAAAUUCGCAUCCCUGAGCGCAUUGAAGCAGGCGGACCGAACGCAGACAGACUUCUCGCGGCUGUCGUGUUACGGAUGUAAUUCCCCGCAUUGUUUCUAUAUAAAGGUAUUGGGGGUUGUCCAGUCUUAACAUCAGAUAAGGAGCAGGUGGAGGCAUAUACCUGGCUGUCCGUCUCGCAGGUAAGGGGACCCAUACCUGUGACCCAAAGUUCUAGCUCUCAGACGUGCCCGGAUCAGGUCAGGAGCAUCUGCACUGGUGCCCUAAUUGGCUGCUGUGUCUUUCCCCGGGAUUCCCCAUGCCGAAGAACAGCAAGGUCACGCAGCGGGAGCACAGCAAUGAGCACGUCACGGAGUCGGUGGCUGACCUGCUGGCCCUGGAGGAGCCACUGGACUACAAGAGCAGUGUGAUGAAUGUGGGCGGGGCUGGGGGAGGCCCCGCCCAGAAGGGGAAGGAGCCCGAUGACACGCUGGACAACGGAGACGGGCGCCCCGCCUGGAACAGCAAGCUGCAGUACAUCCUGGCCCAGGUGGGCUUCUCCGUGGGUCUGGGGAACGUGUGGCGGUUCCCCUACCUGUGCCAGAAGAACGGGGGAGGUGCGUACCUGGUGCCGUACUUCAUCCUCCUCCUCCUCAUUGGGAUCCCACUCUUCUUCCUGGAGCUGGCGGUGGGGCAGAGGGUUCGCCGUGGGAGCAUCGGGGUGUGGAACUACGUCUGCCCACGGCUCGGCGGGGUCGGGGUCUCCAGCCUGAUGGUGAGCGGCUUCGUGGGUCUCUACUACAACGUCAUCAUCGGCUGGAGCAUAUUUUACUUCUUCCAGUCCUUCCAGUACCCGCUGCCCUGGAGCGAGUGUCCCAUCAAGAAGAACGGAACACAGGCCAUUGUAGAGCCUGAGUGUGAAAAGAGCUCUGCCACCACAUAUUUCUGGUACCGCGAGACGCUCAACAUCACCAGCACCAUCGCCGACAGCGGGGGGCUGAACUGGAGGAUGACCCUGUCCCUGUUGGCUGCGUGGUUCAUUGUCUGCCUGGCGGUCAUCAAGGGGAUCCAGUCAUCAGGGAAGGUGAUGUACUUCAGCUCGCUCUUCCCCUAUGUGGUGCUGCUGUGCUUCCUGGUGCGGGGCCUGCUGUUGAACGGGGCGGUGGACGGCAUCGCGCACAUGUUCACCCCCAAGCUGGAGAAGAUGCUGGAGCCACAGGUGUGGCGCGAGGCUGCCACCCAGGUGUUCUUCGCCCUGGGGCUGGGAUUCGGCGGCGUCAUCGCCUUCUCCAGCUACAACAAACGCGACAACAACUGCCACUUUGACGCUGUGCUGGUGUCCGUCAUAAACUUCAUCACCUCUGUGCUGGCCACUCUGGUGGUGUUCGCUGUGCUCGGCUUCAAGGCCAACAUCAUGAAUGAGAAGUGUGUCGUAGAGAACGCAGAGAAGAUCCUCGGCUACCUGAACUCCAAUGUGCUGAGCCAUGACCUCAUCCCUCCACACGUCAACUUCUCCCAUCUGACCUCAGCGGACUACGCCGAGAUGUAUGGGGUCAUCAAGACGGUGCGAGAGGACAGCUUCUCCCAGCUGGGUCUGGAGCCAUGCCUGCUGGAGGACGAGCUCAACAAGGCCGUGCAGGGCACCGGGCUGGCCUUCAUUGCCUUCACCGAGGCCAUGACCCACUUCCCGGCCUCACCCUUCUGGUCCGUCAUGUUCUUCUUCAUGCUCAUCAACCUGGGCCUGGGCAGCAUGAUCGGCACCAUGGAGGGCAUCACCACGCCCGUUCUGGACACCUUCAAGGUGCGCAAGGAGAUCUUCACAGUGUGCUGCUGCAUUACGGCCUUCAUCUUUGGACUCCUGUUUGUGCAGCGAUCAGGGAACUACUUCGUCACCAUGUUCGAUGACUACUCCGCUGGCUUGCCACUCACUAUUGUGGUUAUCCUUGAAAACGUCUCAGUGGCCUGGAUCUACGGCACCAAGAGGUUCAUGCAGGACCUGGAGGACAUGCUGGGCUUCCGGCCCUACCGCUUCUACUUCUACAUGUGGAAGUAUGUCUCCCCGCUCUGCCUGAUCAUACUCAUCUCUGCCACCGUCAUCGAGAUGGCCAUCAGCCCACCUGGGUACAACGCGUGGGUGCAGGACCUGGCAGCUGAGCGUUUCCAGAGCUACCCUCCCUGGGCACUGACCAUGUGCUUCGCCCUGAUAAUCGUGGCCAUGCUGCCGCUCCCCAUCGUCUUCAUUGCCCGCCAGUUCAACCUGCUGUCCGACGGCUCCAACAAGCUUUCCGUCUCCUACAAGAAGGGCUGCAUGAUGAAGGACAUGUCCAACCUGGAGGACCACGACGAGACGCGCUUCAUCCUCAGCAAGAACCCCAGCGAGGCCCCGUCCCCCAUGCCCAAUCACCGCUCCUACCUGGGGCCAGGUAGCACCUCCCCUUCUGAGAUGACCAACCCCGCCCCAAACAGCCGCUACGGGACUGGCUACCUGAUGGCCACCACACCUGAGUCCGAGCUAUGAUCCAUUGUGUACCCUCCACCCACCACAUGUAAUACAUAAUCAAUCAUGUGCAGCUCUACUGCGCUGCCAUGAUUGAUUAUAUAUGUGUAAUCAAUCUUUAUCAAUGUUGAGAUCUAGGUCUAUAUGUCUGUAUCUAUAUGGAUCUAUAUCUGCAUACAUAUUUAAUCAAGGGCAGUGCAGUAGAGCCCGUAACCAACCAGCUGAGGGUUUCCUUUCAGCCAGAGAACGCCGUCCCCUUUCAGGGAGAGAACGUGGUCCACUUUCAGCAUGAGAACAAGGUCCCCUUUCAGGGAGAGAACGCGGUCCACUUUCAGCAUGAGAACGCGGUCCACUUUCAGCAUGAGAACGCGGUCCCCUUUCAGGGAGAGAACGCGUUCCCCUCUCAGCGAUAGAACGAGGUCCUCUUCAGCAAGAGAACGUGGUGCCCUUUCAGUGAGGCUGCAGGUGAUUGGCUGGGAGCUGGAAGGUCAGGGCCAGUGACAGGGCUGAGGGUAACUCUCUGUAUAGGGUGGAAAUGUUGGCCGCUGAUCAUGUUGGCAGCAGCAGAUGUCUCAGUGCCUAGUUCCAGCACAGCACCAGGGUAACGCUAGCUAAGGGGUCUGAAAUGCUGCAGCACGUAAUUCUUCUCCACAGAGUACAUCUUAAGGAGGGCUGUAGGGGAGAUCUGGGGAAGGGAAGAAGAGAACAACAGAUGUCUUCAUCCUGUUUUCUGUCUGCGAGCAAAGCUGUAAUGUGUUGGACUGUACAAUGAAAGUUCUUUAUUUACUGUAUAUGUGGAAUUCUGUCGUAUGGCACAGGCAUUUUCCCUUUAUCGUUUGUAAAAAUCAUUUCCCAGAUUGUUGAAUAUGAUGUAAUAUAAUAGUUUAUUGCUCCCAAAGGGGGUGUUUCCUUGAACAAUAAAAGUGCACAAUGUACGGUACAGUACAUGCAAUACUAUAAGAAGAGCAGUAAUAAUUGACAUUAUUGACGCGUUCGUCCUUGCUGUAUUCGUGGCUGUGUAUAUCUGUAGAUGUGGUGUAAUAUUAACAAAACCCCUCUGUAAUCCUUCCCUCCACUGGGACUUUCAUGCGUAUUGGAUUAUGGUAGCUUUGGCAAGAUGCAGUCAUUCACACAAAGGCGUGUACACUUUACUAACUCUCUAACACAGAGGCAGCAGCAUUUGUGUCUCAGCCAUGUUCAGUCGUUCUUUGCAGAUUCUUGCGUUCCGGUGCAGUUCGAUGUUGUGACAAUGCUGUAUCUUUACUGGACGAAUAGAAACCAUUGGUCUUGCUACGGGGGCUGUCAGAUGUCUAGGAGGUGUAGUAGUUUCACAGCUUUGUUACAUGAGAGGAAGCCAGUGGGUAACACAGAGCAUUAGCCAGAGGAAGCAGCAGGCCCAGCUUACAGAACUCUCCAGAUUGUGCCACUUACACUACGGCGUGAUGAUGAAUUUGGCUUUCAAAUGCACUGUGGUUUUGGGCAUAUACAGUAUGUGGGAUUUAAUUCAUAAAUGAGUCCAUCUACAUCAACCUGUGGGACACCAUUUUAAAAAGCGCUUAUUUUUCAUGUAUAUUUUUAAUAUGUAUACAUAUCUACAUUUAUAUUGAACUGUGUCAGCUGGAGAGAACUACAGCUAUUUCUUUCUUAUUUUCUUGAUCAAGCAAAGGGUGCCAUAAGUCCUGGCACACCUCCUCCAGGUGAAUACUAGGUGUUUUGGCAACAUUGCUUUGGAACAGCGAUUUAGAUUUGAAACAGCCUGUCACAGCCUGUCAGACGCCUGAUGAAUUGUUGGGUGCCUGAGAAAGAUGAGACAAGCAACACCUGCUGACCUACCCAUUCUCCAUACCCUCAUAAAGUAAAGCUGUGGGCUCCCAGUCACUGAGCUACUCAGACCCCCCCAGUCUGCUACACUGUUUGAUAAAGAGAUUCUACUUUGUCCAGCCAAAAGUUCUAUCGGGCAUGCACUCACAAGGCAUAACAGAGGGAUAGAGAUUUUGGCAGGAGUCUCUGGGAGUAAUGGGGAGUGAAAGGGUGGAGGUUUGAGCAGCAGUCUCUGGGAGUGAUGAGCGGUGAAACAGUGAGCUUUAGAUGUGCAGGCGUCUCUGCACGCUCCUGAGACACUUAACACCGCCAGUGUUAAAAAUAGACGGGUCGUUACCGUGGGAGGCGAGGUGAUGCGUUAACGAGCCCUCCCUGGAUGCGGCCGCGUGUGGCACGCUGUUGCUCCCCGUGAAGCUCCUGUACGCACAGUAUACUGCCGCAUCGACAUCGCCAGAACGUUUACAUAUCAAAGUACGCGUCUCUCGCCUGGUGCGAAAACAUCUAAGGGCCCUGACAGGGCGUCCAUGCCACUGUAAUGUGGAGGCUUUAAUAUGAAAACAAAAUAAAAUCCAUUCCUGUUCUUUAAAUGAUUGGAGAAAGGAAUCUGGGGGAUGCGAAACAUUUUUCAAUAAGCACCGUAAUGGUGCUGUGUGAUAAAACAGCAAAUUGAUUUACAUAUUAUGCAUAAAAACAGGCAGCUUUUUCAGGAAACUGUCCUUAUGUGUAUUUUUUUUCAAGCACAAACACAAAUCUUAGAAGAUCACUUGCCCAGUGGUGCUUUGAAAUAAAAGGAAAUAUCUGUAUUAUAUAUUUUUAAAAAGCUAAAAUAUACACCUUGCAGUGGCACAUUCUGACCACUAAGUGUCACUGUUUACAACAGAAAACAUUCCGUGCUGAAACAGAGGGGCAUGGUGGAUAUGCUGCUGCUGACGGCCUCCUCAUGAAGGUGAAACGGAGCACAUUUUUGUAAAGCACAGUUUGGUGCCUAAAGCUCAAGUCAUCUCAAUUAAUCUAAGUCCAACGUUCUACUAGUCUGUGUAGAAGCUUUGUAUUGUGUUGCUAGUGAUUAUUGUUAACUAGUGAUUAGGUGCAACCUAAUUAGGCUGUGCACUUUAUCAUAGACAGAGGCUCUGGAGAUGAGCCACAAACCACAACACAGAUUCCCUGCUAAAUCUGGUGCCAACCGUCAGCACCAUCUAUGUCACACAGGUCCUGCUCCCAGCACUGCCUCCGGCUAGAGGAGUAAUCAGUUUGACACUUUCCCAUGAUGCAGUGCAGAGAUCACUGCAGAGAGAACAAAACCAAGCACAUGAUCAGACAACAGCACAAAGAAAACUGAAAAAAAAAAGUCCAUAGGUCUCAGACAGUGGUUGGUUAGUUAGCAUAAUUGAUGGCACGUUCAUGGCUCUUUGAACCGAGACAAAAAGAGAGGACCAAAUAUUCUGUAAGCACAAAAAAUGCAUGUGUCUAACUUACACCUUCCCAACCAAGUCUUGUGUUUGUCAGAGUUUUGUGUUUAUUCCCAGAUCUGAAAUCUUGCAACCCGGACCAAAAACACAGAUGCAAUCAGAUGUCCCAUGUCUUUCACAUUCCGUGGAUUUGCCCAUGGAAAAUGGGCAAUGUAGAGCACAGCUGUGUGAAAUGCUGUGAGCUCAGUCUGAGGCCGGUUAGGCCUUCCAGUGGGCCUGCAUGGAAUAAUACAUGAUGCUCAUAAGAGAUGGAGUGUGAUGGAGUCUCACCCAAAGUGGUCAAUGAGAGGAGAACAAUGCAGGUGAUGCAUCAGUCAGUCAGAGAAUUUUGCUCACAUUCCUACCAGCACAGGACCAGCCUUGCAUUGACCAGCAGGGGCCUGGUCUUAGUCCAAAGCAUUUCAGACAAUCAGAAGGGACCAGGGCCUGUGUGACAGGACGUGUGUGACAUUUUCCUCUCGUCUGCCAUGUGGGCUGAUCAGGGGGCCAUUUGAAAGGCAGCAUUUCUGUGUCUGUCUGGGACUCCCUGAAACAAUCACACCUCCAGGGCCUCUCCUUCCUUUGGGUUUGUCCUGUUCAAAUAAAUUAAUUCCA